AUGACAAGUGUGGGUUUUCUUGAAGGGUUUUACUGGAUGUACCUCAUUGUGGAGGACUUAGUAUUGUGGUACAGAGAGUACAACCUGCAACUCAACAUCAGCAAAGAGAAAGAGCUGAAGGUGGACUUCCAGUGUGCCAAGCAGCCUCCGAGACCAACAACCAUUCGGUGGGGGGAAGUGGAAGUGGUGCAGAGCCAGAAGUACCUGGGAGUUCACAUACACGACAAACUGGACUGGUCUGACAACACAGUGGUGCUGGACGAGAAGAUAUUAAAGGGAGAGUUUAUUGUCCUGGCAUCAGCAUGUUGCAAGGCAAUACUUUUCUCUGUAAGCCAUCUCAUCAAUGAGUGCAUCGACAUGCACACCCAAAACUGGGAUAAGUAUGAUCUCAUCGUUAUACAAAUGAACGGAUCAACACCUUUGACUGUUACAGAAUUUGAGCUUGUGUGCUUCCCGGGCUUUCAGGACUACAAGAUGCUUCUCUUUGUCGGGUUCCUUGUUCUGCUGUUAAUCACAUUAACUACUAACCUCUUCUUCAUUAUUUUGGUCUCACUGGACCACAGGCUGCACACCCCCAUGUAUUUUUUUCUUUGUAAUGUAUCCCUUUUAGACAUUCUGAUAGCAAUUUCAAUUACACCAAAACUUCUUGCUGUCUUUACUGGGUAUAAUAAGAUUAACUUUUCCAGCUGCUUUGUGCAAUUGUAUUUUAUUAUUUCUUUUGGAGGUGCAGAAAACUUCUUAUUUGCAGCGAUGGCGUAUGACCGAUAUAUUGCUGUAGUGAAACCCCUACAUUAUAAUGUGAUCAUAAAUACUAAAAAAUGUUUUCUAAUAUUGGCAGUAACCUGGAUACUGGGCUUUUUGGUCCCAGCGGCUAACACAAUAUUAGCUUCAUUUCUGCCCUACUGUGCCUCUAAUAAAAUCAUGCACUGUUACUGUGACUAUCCAGCUGUAGUUUCCCUCUCUUGUGCUGAAGCUACCAAUCAAGAAGACGGAUUAUUUGGGUUAGCGCUUAUUGUUAACUACGUGCCCUUGAUUUAUGUAUUGUGGAGCUAUGUUAAAAUUCUGCUCUCUGUUCUAAAGCUAAAAACAAGAGAAAGUCGAUCAAAAGCCUUCUCUAUGUGCUCUUCACAUAUGGUUUUGGUAUCGAUAUGCUAUGUUUUUGGUUUUAUCAUAUAUGCAGAGUUUAAAAUGGAUGGCUUCUCGUAUGAAAGACGCAUUUUUGUUGGGAGCUUAACUUAUCUUCUGCUUCCAAUGGUGAACCCUCUGAUUUACAGUUUAAGAAAUGAAAAGAUAAAAGAAGCUGCUAAAAAACAUGUCAACUUUUUUGUCAUUUGUCAAAAGAUAUAG
Polypterus senegalus (gray bichir) is the source of this 1347-nucleotide messenger RNA. RefSeq names its product olfactory receptor 10A6-like. Gene Ontology annotation, biological process: G protein-coupled receptor signaling pathway. Gene Ontology annotation, cellular component: membrane. The record is from RefSeq and is a predicted model, not a curated record. The transcript is spliced from 3 exons. Bases 1 to 1347 code for a protein of 448 amino acids. Gene Ontology annotation, molecular function: olfactory receptor activity; G protein-coupled receptor activity. NCBI's taxonomy places the organism in Eukaryota, Metazoa, Chordata, Cladistia, Polypteriformes, Polypteridae.